This is a messenger RNA of Kickxella alabastrina, 1493 nucleotides long. RefSeq lists its product as uncharacterized. NCBI's taxonomy places the organism in Eukaryota, Fungi, Kickxellomycota, Kickxellomycetes, Kickxellales, Kickxellaceae. The record is from RefSeq and is a predicted model, not a curated record. The coding region runs from base 231 to 1325 and encodes 364 amino acids. Gene Ontology annotation, molecular function: protein binding. The transcript has a single exon.
GCGACAAAUCGGAGUGAUGUUCUUGGAGCACGGGAGCGGCUCCGGAAUCGUGCCGCGCAAAUUUACGAUCCCAGAGCCCUCAAUUGUUGCCGAGGCUGGCGAGAGGCACAUUGCAAUUUUGCCUGCCAAGCCACACGGGGCAGUGGCCCGGGAGCAGCGGCUGAUGAAGCGCGAGGGCGUGGAGAGCUCCAGGGUUGCGCUCGUCGACACGAUGGUUCUGGUGACGGUUGAUGGGCGCAUGUACGGGAUCAAAAGAAGCGACGGACCAUUUUGUGGCGGCGCGAGGGCCUGCUAGAUCUGGAGCACAACAAUACAACAGCCGAGUCUCGGGGAUGGUGUGGACAAAAGGCCGGCCGAUUGCACAAUCCAAAUCGACCGCCAGCAUGAAAGGGGCAGCGGCAGGAUCCUUGCCAAAGUUAGACGCCGAGCAUAUUGUUGGCGAUGAGGCUGACGAAGACAUUGAGGACAUUGACGACGAGGAGGAGUGGCUACUGGAGCAGGGCAUUGACUGGCGGUCCGAUCCGCAGGUGCUUCGGCAGCGACGUGAGUGGCUGCAGCGGCAAAAGGCCAAGGUCAGAGCACGGGAGAGGGCAAAGUCGGGGCAGUUCGGCCGAGACAGCAACAGCUCCUUCGGCAAUUCAGGACCAGAGAAUUUGCAGGAUGUUUUGUACAUCGCCGAGCCCGGCAGCGGCGGCGGCGCACUGUACUUGUACACGCUGGAAUCGGGGCUGCACAGGCUGCCACUAACGAUCCAAGAUUUGGUGGACCGGUCGCCGGUGCAAGUAAACGGGGUAUUGUACACAGGCACCAAGGAUACGCACUUUGUGGCAGUCGACCUGAGCUCUGGGCAGCUGCUUAGCCUUUACGAAAGUGAGGGCAGCUCAGGCGCGCGCGUUCUGCUGGGCGAGAAACGCAACCGCGUGCGCAUCACACCAACGACUGCAAACAGCAAUGGCAUACGGCAGAGUGCGUUGAAUUGGGACUGGGAGCUGCAUCAUCGGUCGGUCGACGCGCCGGCGCUGGAUGCUGAGAUUGAUGCGCUGCUCGUGGAGCUGGGUGACGCUGCGGAGACGCUGAGCGGUGCACGCGGGCCAGCCAAGUUUGUUACAACGCACGAUGGCGGCUUCGUCAUGGUCGAGGCACAGACCGGGAUGCCGCUGUGGGCGCAGCGCUUUGACUCGCCAGUGGUUGUGCCUUUGACGUGUUCCGCAUCGAAGGCGAGCGCUACGUGGCGCGGCGGCGCGACCUGGCACCGGCGCAACAGCAGGCGCGGUUCCGACGGUGGCGGCAGCGGCUGCAUGAACUGGACGCCGCGCACGGCCUAGACGAGCUUCUGGCGCACAAGCAGCAGUCGCAGCAGAACCGUUGGCGUACGGGAUCAGCUGGCGGAAAUGCUCUGGCAGGCGCCUUCUGGGAGCGCGCGCCGCGGGAGGGCUUGGGGCGGCCACAGAUGGCGUAUGUGGGCAAACUGCGCGACACGCUUUUUAUGCUGA